Messenger RNA from Dermatophagoides pteronyssinus (European house dust mite), 1795 nucleotides. RefSeq lists its product as uncharacterized. Gene Ontology annotation, molecular function: ubiquitin-protein transferase activity. The record is from RefSeq and is a predicted model, not a curated record. Gene Ontology annotation, biological process: protein ubiquitination. NCBI's taxonomy places the organism in Eukaryota, Metazoa, Arthropoda, Arachnida, Sarcoptiformes, Pyroglyphidae. Gene Ontology annotation, cellular component: RAVE complex.
ACAUACAAAAGGGAGUCAAAUAAUAUGAAAAUUAUAAUAUUAAAAAACUUUAUCAAUACUAAUAUUGUAAAAUUCAGUAUUUCGAAUAAAACAAAUCAAAACAAAAUCCAUUGAAAAAUGGCCUCACUAAUCAGCGAUGAAAUUAUGACUUUGAAUGAUGAAUUUAAAUGGCUAUUACAAGAAGUGAAUUGGAUUAUCAAACAAAUUCAUAAUAUCAUUGUUGAAUGUAGCCGUCGAUUUCCUGUCCACAUUGAUAACAUUGAAACUCUGGUCAAAACGGAAAAGUAUAUAUUGGCUAGCACGAAUAAUGCCAUGAAUGAUCAGAUAAAAGUUUCAUGUACAUUAUUUGCCGACAAUAUAACACAUGCGGAUAUCAACAUUCGUCUUCAUAAACAUCCUCAAGUAAAUCAUCGUACUAUCGUACAAAAUGAUUGUCAAUGGAAACUUCAUCAGAUUUUGGAUGCUUCAAAUCAUCUACUUUCAGCUUUGAAUAUUUUGGAUAUGCCACCGCUUCGAUUUAAUAAUGAAAUUAAAAAAUUUGAUUUCAAAACCGCUGAAGAAGUUAUAGAGCUAAUCAACAAUAUAAUGAUUUGUUUGGAUCGAGGGCGUAAAAGUCUAAUUGUACCCAAGAAAAGAAGCAUCGAAGAAUUACAACGAAGUUCAAAUAUGAAAUCACUUCAACCACCUCUACCCAAUGAUUUGGCAAUAAGUUUUUACAUUCAAGCCAAUAAACUAGUCUGUGCUGUAUAUCAUAUGUACAAAGAUGGUUCUGGUGAGAAAAGAUUUGACAUUUCUCAAGCUGAAAUUUCGAUUCCAUGGCUUAAUGAAGCACUAGUCUUAUUCGCAAAUGAAUUCUCGAUGGCCGUAAAUUUUGCUGAUAAAAAUUUGGUGAAAAUUGCUUGCGAUCAAGUAUCUAAUGAUGGCCAUAGUAUCGAAAAUCUUAUUUCAAAUAGUUCAAAUGUUUCAAGAAAUGGUUUCCUUGUUGAAUAUUACAUUAGACCACCGGUUACGGUCAUAAUCGAUUUUAUUAAAUAUUCUUUUGACUUGAUGUAUUUGGAACUGGGAUUGAGGUUAAGAGUUCAUAAAUCCAAUGGCAUUGAGGUAUAUACGAGGAGAUAUUCGGAUUACGUUCUGGUUGGUAGAUAUCGAGACCAAAUGCCAGAUAUCUUAACUAUUGUGAAUGAUGGUUAUCGACCGAAUAAUUUAUUACCAUCGCAUGAUAAAAUCUAUUCCAAUGUACAUUAUGUGGGUGGAAGAAACUGGCGAAAUUGUUCCAAUUUAAAGAGUAUUAAAAUUCGCAUCAUUUCAAGUGAAAAUUCAUCCGUACCUUGUCUUGGUUUUUUGAAUCUUUAUGGAAAACCUUCCAAUUUAACAACAAAUGAUUUGAACGGAUUUUUAGCAAUGAUUCCGCAAUUGGAAAUUCAACCAAAAGUUGAAAAUGAAAAACGACUAGAUCCAUCUGAAUUGGAACAAUUAGCUCCAAUAGAAUUCAUGGAUUCAAUAACGAAUGCAUUGAUGCGCACACCAUAUUUACUGCCUUCAAAUAAAAACGUUGACAAAACCACUUUAGAACGUUAUUUGGAUGGCAAAACAAUUGAAGAAUCAAAAGAUCCAUUUACAAAUGUGGCCUUUAGCGAUGCAUAUAAACCACGAAUCAAUCAUGAAUUGAAAUCAAGAAUCGAACUUUUCAUCACUACCAAUGGUCAAUCGGAAAUUGAAAGACGACAACAAUUGCGAGACAGACUAUUAAACAAUAGCUAAUUUUAAUUUAUUAAAAUGAUAUUAUUAUAAUUAU